CUUAUAUUACAUGUGAUAGUCCUGGGAAACCAGCUGUUUUUUUGAUCGAUCGUAAAAAUUAUUACCAUGAAGUUCCAAGUCUAUGGUUUCCUGUAUAUGGUGACCCGACAUUCUCGAGAUUCUAUGAGGAAACAUUAAUAGAUUGUGAACUAAUUAAUGAUAUUGAAAGCAAUGGAAGGGCCUCCUUAAGGCUAUUAGUUUUUGAUUUUGUAGUAAAUAAAGAAAUGGAACGUUCUUAUGGACUGGAAAAAGUUUUAAAACAAAUUAUACCAUCUUUAAAGCACAACCUGCGAUGGGAUAAUUUUUACAUCAUCAACAUCGGGUUAUUCGGCAGAGAAAUAUUAAAAUGGAAACCACCAAAUGAAAAUUCUAUUGACCUUAAAUUAAGUUUCGAUUUUAAACGCCAUAACAAGAAUAAUAAACCAAGAUUUUGUCUUUAUAAAUGGAUGGAUGUUCAUAGAUAUUUUGAUAAUAUGUAUGUUACCGAUGAAGAGUGGGAGCAAUUUUGGAAACAUGACUUUCAACAAUUUGAAGGACGUAUUGUUGAAGUAGUUUAUAACCCUUCAAUUCAUCCACCAUGGAGAUUUAAAAGGUUUCGUGAUGAUCAACCACGCGCAAAUAAUCAUACUGUAAUUGAAAAAAUAGAACAAAGUAUAUUUGAUGGGAUCACUGAAGAACAGGCACAUAUUUUUUCUAUUUUAAAUUAUUACAAACGAUAA
Molecule: messenger RNA, 719 nt
Organism: Funneliformis mosseae
Lineage: Eukaryota; Fungi; Glomeromycota; Glomeromycetes; Glomerales; Glomeraceae
Source: the annotation of a GenBank genome assembly